Dermatophagoides pteronyssinus (European house dust mite) is the source of this 816-nucleotide messenger RNA. RefSeq names its product polyisoprenoid diphosphate/phosphate phosphohydrolase PLPP6. Lineage: Eukaryota; Metazoa; Arthropoda; Arachnida; Sarcoptiformes; Pyroglyphidae. Gene Ontology annotation, molecular function: sphingosine-1-phosphate phosphatase activity. The record is from RefSeq and is a predicted model, not a curated record.
UCCUCCUUUCAUUUCUUUCGUUUAUUUGAAUGUCAAAUCAUCAUCAUUUUUUCAAUUCAAAUUCAAAACUAAUUCUAUCUAUUGUCACAAUACAGAAAUCCGAAAAAUGGCAAUGAAAAAAUUACAAGAAAAAUUAACAAUUCUGGAUCAAAAAUUAUCCUAUCAAUGUUAUCGUAUUGGUCAACAUAAUUUUCAAAUUAAAAAACGUUAUCUACAAAUAUUGGAAUAUUCAUGUCAUGGUAUACCAUGGUUAGCAUUGAUUACAUUAUUUACAUUCACUACAAGCGAUAAUAAUUUUUGGAUUGAAUUAUUAAUCGGUUUAUUAAUCGAUAUUGUUUAUAUUGCAUUGGCAAAAGCAUUUUGUCGUCGACGACGUCCAUCAUAUGCACCACAAGCUGAAAAUGCAUGGAUUACAGUGGAUAAAUUAUCAUUUCCAUCUGGACAUGCAUCACGUUCAAUUUAUUUGGCAUUAAUUUUAUCAAAACAAUUUCCAUUUUUAAUGAUUUUUGUAUGGCCAUGGGCAUUUGCAGUAACCAUUUCACGUGUAUUAUAUGGUCGUCAUUUUUUUGGUGAUAUUUUAGCCGGUAUUUUUAUCGGUUAUUUUAACUAUGUUACACAAAAAUUUCCAUUACAACAAUUUAUCAAAUGGUUUUUAGUGACAAUGGUUUACGAAACCAUUAAUGAUAAUUAUUAAUGAUUAUCUUUUCAGUUUUGGGUUGGUUUAUUCAAAUUGACAAACAUUUGAUGACACAACAACAACAUCUUCAAACAACAACAACAUUGAAGGUUUUUCAAUGUUUUCAUUUAAUUUCUCGA